AUGCUUCAACUCCUAUUUUGCAUUUUAGCCAGUAGUGCAGCAUCUUUUAUAAGCAUACCAAAUGAUCACUUGAUUGCAGUCAGGGGUCAUCCAGCUGUACUGGGCUGUCAUUUUACACCGCACCCUGACCUCUCCAGCCUGACUAUAGUGUGGCAACGCCAGGAGGACUCACAAGUCAUGCACAGCUUCUAUUAUGAACAGAACCAGCUAGACCAUCAAAGUCCAGAAUACCACAACCGGACCUCAUUGUAUAUUUCAGAGCUUGGUAAAGGGAAUGCCUCUCUCAGGAUAGAUGGAGUUGGACUGAAGGAUGUGGGUUGGUACCUGUGCAAAGUGAACAACAUCAAUGGGGCAGAAAAAGCCAAAAUAAAACUUGACUAUGGAGCCUUUUACUCUGAGCCCAGGUUGAGCAUUCAUGUGAACUCCACCACAAUAACAGUGCAGUUUGAGACAGAGGGAUUCCCCAAACCUGAGGUGAUCUGGCUGGAUGAAUAUGGCCAGAGUCUCAUUCAUCACCUGGAGCUCCAUGACCAGACAGAAGAUGGACUUUAUUUAGUUAGGAGCAGAUAUGAGGCCCAGAAGCCAGCAGUUAAUGUCACAUUUACACUGAAGAACCACCUCCUGAACCAGAACCUUGAGAGACCUGUGAUCUAUGUUCCAGGAGAUGCUGGAGACGGAAACAUUGCACUCAUAUUUCUCUCAAUUCUUUGCAUCAUUUUGAUUGGGAUUAUUGCUCACAUGAUGAGAGGAGCAAAAGCAGAUUUAUUAGCCAAAUGCCAGAAGCUUCAGGAAGCAUUUUUAAAGCAGUACUGA
This is a messenger RNA of Sinocyclocheilus rhinocerous, 813 nucleotides long. RefSeq names its product CD276 antigen. The coding region runs from base 1 to 813 and encodes 270 amino acids. The record is from RefSeq and is a predicted model, not a curated record. Gene Ontology annotation, cellular component: external side of plasma membrane. Gene Ontology annotation, biological process: T cell receptor signaling pathway; regulation of cytokine production. The transcript has 4 exons. Gene Ontology annotation, molecular function: signaling receptor binding. NCBI's taxonomy places the organism in Eukaryota, Metazoa, Chordata, Actinopteri, Cypriniformes, Cyprinidae.